Molecule: messenger RNA, 1230 nt
Organism: Acanthisitta chloris (rifleman)
Lineage: Eukaryota; Metazoa; Chordata; Aves; Passeriformes; Acanthisittidae
Product: gamma-aminobutyric acid type B receptor subunit 2-like
Exons: 10
Biological process (GO): gamma-aminobutyric acid signaling pathway; G protein-coupled receptor signaling pathway
Cellular component (GO): G protein-coupled receptor heterodimeric complex; membrane
Molecular function (GO): G protein-coupled GABA receptor activity
Source: RefSeq, a predicted model, not a curated record
AUGUCAGCAGAAGGUCUUAAAAAGUAUUCUCUAGUACAGCUUUCAUUUGCAGCAACAACUCCAGAGUUGGCUGAUAAGAAAAAAUAUCCUUAUUUCUUCCGGACAGUGCCAUCUGAUAAUGCAGUGAAUCCAGCAAUUUUGAAGUUACUCAAAUAUUUCCAGUGGAAGAGAGUAGGAACUUUAACCCAGGAUGUACAAAGGUUCUCUGAGGUGAGGAAUGAUCUGACUGGCGUCCUUUAUGGUGAAGAUGUCGAGAUUUCAGAUACUGAGAGUUUUUCUAAUGAUCCCUGCACUGGUGUAAAGAAGCUUAAGGGUAAUGAUGUUCGGAUAAUCCUUGGCCAGUUUGAUGAGGAAAUGGCUGUGAAAGUUUUCUGCUGUGCUUAUGAUGAAGAAAUGUAUGGCAGCAAAUAUCAGUGGAUUAUUCCAGGGUGGUAUGAAAACCGUUGGUGGGAAUCCUGGAUUAAUUCAUCACAGUGCCUCAGCAAAAAUCUUCUUGCAGCCAUGGAAGGUUAUAUUGGAGUGGAUUUUGAGCCUCUCAGCUCAAAAACAAUGAAGACUAUAUCAGGAAGGACUCCACAGCAGUAUGAAAAGGAAUACAAUGCUAAGCGUGGUGAUGGGCAAUCCAGCAAAUUUCAUGGUUAUGCCUAUGAUGGAAUAUGGGUGAUUGCCAAGACCCUGCAACGGGCAAUGAAGUAUCUGAAUGCCACCAACAAGCACCAAAAAAUUGAAGAUUUUAACUACACAAACCACAAACUUGGCAAAAUUUUUCUGGAUGCUAUGAAUGAAACCAACUUCUUUGGAGUAACGGGUCAAGUUGUUUUCAGAAAUGGAGAGAGGAUGGGAACCAUCAAAUUUACACAAUUUCAAGAACGAAAGGAAGUAAAGGUGGGAGAAUAUAAUGCUGUGGCUGACACACUGGAAAUCAACAACAGCAUCAGGUUCCAAGGUCUUGAGCCUCCCAAGGACAGAACAAUUAUACAGGAGGAGCUGCGCAAAAUCUCCCUGCCUCUCUAUAGCAUCCUCUCUGUCCUCACCAUCCUAGGAAUGAUAAUGGCCAGUGCUUUCUUGUUCUUUAACAUCAAAAACAGAAAUCAGAAACUAAUAAAGAUGUCCAGUCCCUACAUGAACAACCUUAUUAUCCUUGGAGGGAUGCUUUCUUAUGCAUCUAUUUUUCUUUUUGGUCUUGAUGGAUCCUUUGUCUCUGAGAAGACAUUUGAGACACUUUGCACA